Rhinichthys klamathensis goyatoka is the source of this 443-nucleotide messenger RNA. RefSeq names its product corticoliberin-2 (gene crha). The coding region runs from base 24 to 443 and encodes 139 amino acids. The transcript has a single exon. Gene Ontology annotation, cellular component: extracellular region. The record is from RefSeq and is a predicted model, not a curated record. Gene Ontology annotation, molecular function: hormone activity. Lineage: Eukaryota; Metazoa; Chordata; Actinopteri; Cypriniformes; Leuciscidae.
CAGAUUCCUGGGAAUUUCCCUCAAUGAAGCUGCACGUACUACUCGCUGCGGUGUCUCUCUGGGUCUUCGUCUCGCUGUCUGAGUCCGCUCCUGGACACACAGACACGCAGCUGCCAGUUCUGAUGCGUUUGGGAGAGGAGUACUUCAUUAGACUGGAUAAUGCCGUUCACAGCCCGCGCGCGCCCGACCGGAGAACCCCGUCCCGCGCCGAGGCUCUUCAGCUGCAGCUCACGCAGCGGCUAGGAGGUAAGAUCGGUAGUGUCGGUAACGGGAUCAUGAACAGAUUCGUGGAACGUGAGCGCCGGUCUGAGGAUCCACAUCCACCAAUCUCGCUGGAUCUGACUUUUCACCUGUUGCGCGAGGUGCUGCAGAUGGCGCGAGCCGAACAACUGGCCCAGCGCGCGAGCAACAACCGCAAAAUGAUGGACGAUUUAGGAAAAUAA